AAGUGAUACAGCAGGAAACAUAUUGGUAUUUAACAUAGAUUUGUUCUUUAACCCCGUGAGUUAUGCUGAAUAGCGUACUUGAAUGAAUGCACGGUGUAUUUGAUGAACUGUAACGGAAAUUUGCUGGUGUUGAAACUCGCAACUGUGUGAAUAGCACACACCGAGUCCUCUUUCCGUAUCCACUCUGUUAAUGGUCUGUACAUCCAUUCGAUUAUUAGUUUAUCUUAAAACAGUAAAAUUUCUAACUGCCGCAAAAUCAUCUAAAUAUUUUUAUAGUGUCUCAUUAAAUUCAUAAUAUCACAGAAUGAUUCAUUGUGCUUAGACUGAACAAUACGUACGUGGUUCGAACAUUUCACUUAGAAAGUACGCGUACAGACAGGCACAACAGGAAAGAAAAUCAGAACUUUCAAGAUGACAACGCUAGUGGUUUGAAGUGGUUAGAUUUGAGUGACAAGUGACUUGUUUGAGAAGUGACAGUGUUAAGUGAUGAUGUUGGCCACAAAGUGGCUGGUGCCUGCUACCCCUCCGGCUCGGAAAACCAGCGAUACCCCCGCUAAGGUGAAGGAACCUCAAGAGUCCUUCCUCAGGUCGCUGAGGAGGCGAUCUCUCAGGGUCAAGCGGUCCAAGAGCUUGGUCGUCCAGGAGAAGCGGAAAUCAGAUUCCUUCGUCAACUCUCAGGAGUGGACGGUGUCACGAUGUGUACCGGACUUGCGGCUGGGGAUUGUCGGCUCCCUCUGCUCCGGGAAAUCCGCCCUGGUCCAUCGCUACCUCACCGGCUCCUACAUGCAGGAGGAGAGCCCGGAGGGUGGCCGGUUCAAGAAGGAAAUCCUCCUGGACGGCCAGAGCCACCUGCUCCUGAUCAGAGACGAAGGAGGUCCGCCGGAAUUACAGUUUACUGCGUGGGUGGAUGCUGUGAUCUUUGUCUUCAGUUUGGAAAACGAAGCCAGCUUCAACGCCAUCUACAGCUACUAUACAAAGAUGGCACACUAUCGCAACUCUGCUGAGAUACCUCUCAUCCUGGUCGGCACCCAAGAUGCUAUCAGUGAGAACAAUCCUAGGGUGAUAGAUGAUGCGAGGGCUCGGAAGUUGGCAUCUGACCUCAAGCGCUGUUCCUAUUACGAGACUUGUGCAACCUACGGGCUCAAUGUGGAAAGAGUAUUCCAAGAUGCUUGUCAAAAAAUAGUGCAACAGAGGCUAUCUCAGUCAACCACCUGCCUGGCGACUCCCAGCAACUCUCGUCCUUCUACGCCUCUGGGAGCCCCACCUCCGCCCCGUCUGCUAGCCCCCGCCCCCUCACCACCUCUUACCUUGCCCCAGCCUGUCCCCCACUCGCCCAGCCAUGCCCACACGCUCUCGCUCAAGGAGGGAGGUUUGGGACGCCAGCUGUCCCAUGCUCUAUCGUCCUCUAGUCACCAGUUACACAAGUCCGACCUGCUCUCUGAGAACAACAAUGUUACCAAGAUGGACAACCUGUCAGUCAAUUGCAAGGAUCUGCCCACCCCCUCUUCUACCCCCACCACUGUUCGUAAAACAAGGCGAAGAUCAAACCUGUUCACUCCAUCAAAGAAGGGGGAGGAGAAGCUGCGUAACGGAGGGGAACUGGGUAGUGGGAGAGCUAUUCCACUGAAGCAAGGAUACCUGUACAAGAGGAGUAGCAAGGCACUCAACAAGGAGUGGAAGAAGAAGUAUGUGACCCUUUGUGAUGAUGGGAGACUCACCUACCAUCCGAGCCUCCAUGAUUACAUGGAUGAUGUCCAUGGCAAGGAAAUCUCCCUACAGUAUGUCACUGUGAAGGUCCCAGGACAGAAGCCCAGGGGAUCCAAGACCAUCUCUCAACCCACAUCCAAUGGCAUACAUGAUUCUCUUGGCUCCCUUUCCAUUACCACCAAUUUGUCUGUAUUUCCAGGUUACCAGUCGAAGGAGAAGCGGGUUGCUGAUAAAGUCCUCUUGACUGCAUUUGAGCUUCUCAAGGAACCAGGGCGAGUUAUUCAACCUCCCAACAAUGACGAGUCAAUGAUAAUCUCCAACAACUCACUAUACAACGGCUCUGGCGAUUGCAAGGCUGAGACUCCCAACGUCAAGAAGCGGCACCGCCGGAUCAAGAGCAGUGGCGUGAAGAAUCAGGAGUGUGAUGAUUCAGAUGGUUACGAAUUCCUCAUAGUUUCACUAGAUAACAAACAGUGGCACUUCGAGGCUAGCAACUCGGAAGAGAGAGAUGAAUGGGUGUCGGCCAUCGAACAGCAAAUACUUAAUUCUCUACAGGGUAAUGAGAGCAGCAAGGUCAAGUCUCGACUACAAAGCUCAGUGGAAGUGGCUUCCCUCCAGUCUAUCAGGACCAGGGUGCCAGGCAACACUCACUGUGUUGACUGUGAUGCUCCAAACCCUGAAUGGGCAAGCCUGAACCUGGGAGUGCUGAUGUGUAUCGAAUGUUGUGGCGUCCAUCGGAAUCUUGGCUCCCACAUAUCCAGGGUGCGAUCUCUACACCUCGACGAGUGGCCUCCUGGCCACUUGGCUGUGAUGUUAAGUAUUGGAAACGCCAUGGGCAAUUCCGUCUGGGAAGCUGUGGUACGGGAGAGGGCCAAGCCCACACCUGGGUCCAGUAGGGAGGAGAAGGAGCGCUGGAUACGCAGCAAAUAUGAAGCCAAGGAGUUUCUGCCUUCCCUGCCGACCAGCCCAUCCCUGCCCUCAUCCAUACAACAGCUUUUUGAUGCAAUCUGCAGGUCUGACAUGAAAUCUCUUCUUUUACUGCUGGCUCAUGGGGGAUCAGACAUGGCUAACACUGUGUUGAGUCCUCGUGACCUGAGGACACCUUUGCACCUUGCCUGUGCCAUGGGGAACCUUCCCAUGGCUCAGCUGCUGAUAUGGUAUAACGCCAAUGUGAAGUCAGUGGACCAGGAUGGAAGGACAUGCCUAGCCUUGGCUAGAGCGGCUCACAGAGCGGCAGGAGCCUCGGAGUCGAGUGGAGCACAAGCAGGGGCUCUGGUGGAGUUGCUGGUGGCCACCGGUGCUCCAGAGCAUGCUUCUAACCCGACAACCGCCCGACACAACAACAUUCCGGCCCUCGACAAGCUGCCUGCCAGUGUCAUCUAGAAACCCACUUCUUCUCUUGGUUUGGCCACACUGCUGGAAAUUGUUCUACCUAAUUAUUAUCUUAUGUAGUGGGUAAAUAACUAUAUAUUGUGUUAUAAUGAGGUACAACUAUGAUGAUAUUCAGUUACCUUAUAUACUUUAAAUCCCUUGAAGAAAGCACCGGUCUUGUUAAUGGUUUGUUCACAGUAUAUUUGGAGAUGAAGAAGCUUGAUUGGCAAUCCACUUGAUAUUCUGGAGAUUGGGACACAGGUCAAGGAAUAGGAGUGCUAUUAAAAUAAAUUAUUAGAGGCCACACAUUUAGUACAUAUUUUAUGUUGUAAUGUUUAAUAUCAUUUGGAAUGAAAUUUAAUUUAAUAUCCAUAAAGAGAAGCAAACAUAAAUAUUACACAUAAAAUGUACCAUUCUUAGAAACUGGUAAGGCAGUAGCAUACUGUGAAUUAUAUUAUUGUUAUUAACAAAAGCUUUAUAAAUUAUUUCAAACAUUAAUAUAUUAUUUCUGUUUUUCAUAAAAUACUGAUGCAUUGAAAAUACACGAACAAACAUAAAACAAUACAUGCAUGAUUUCUUAGUUAUUUGGAAAAGUGGAUGAAAAAACCCUAUAUCAUGAAAAUUCAGUUUGUUUGUGUCCAUUAUAUCAAACACUUUUUUCCCAAUAAAACUAUGUUUUUCUUUUGAAAUUAUUAAAGAAUCAUGAUUAAAAUAAAUUGCAUAACUAAAUUUAUGCUAUGUGUAUAUAAAUGGAAUAUGUAAUUGAAUCUAUUGUAAAGAUUGAAAGGAAAAGUGAAGUAACUGUAAUAGUACUAACACUGGAUUUAUAUAAACAAUUUUAGAUUAUCAUCUUUUUUUAUUAGGUGCACAGUAAAAUUUGAUUCCGACAAAUGUGAAAAAUUAACUAAUAGUUCUGUUGAAUAUUUCAGUCACAAAAAGGAACUAAAAUGAUCUCUUGUCAAUAGAGCGGCCAUUUUUAAUUUCUUGUCUUAACAAUCAAUUCAAGAAGUAUAAUGAAAAGUGAUUCAGUGUAAAAAUGUAACAGUGUAAGUAAGGCGGAUUACUGCCAUUGUGGUACCCGUCCUCGUCCUCGUGUCCUGUCUCCCGUCUCUUUGUAACCGGACUUACUGUUCACCUUCCUCAUGUCUGCAAGCUGCUCAUGUUUAUAACUGUACUAUACACUGCAUCGUGUAUUUAUUAUUUAUUUGUAAACUAAAUAUAAUUUUAAGUUUUUUUUUGUAUAUAUUGUUUUAAAUUAAUUGCUGUACAGAAAUCAAUAUUUACCAAACGGUAGCAGCGGUGAUUUUAUAGAAACUUUCACGCUCAAGCCAAGUGUACUUAUACCACGCCUUCAGCAGUACCCUGCCCCUCUCCUACUGUUCCCAGAUGUUAAGUGCCGAGUUCAGUCACCAACUACAUCCAGUGUAACUGUAAGUUUUCGCUUUUCAUGGGACUCCUACUAUUGUUGAUUGUAUCAGGGUAAAUGUUCUGUUAGUUGUGAUGUUUCUUGUAUGUAUAUUAAAUAUAAGUCUUCUUUAUGCUGUUUAUUUCUAGUGAAUUUACAAGUUAAUCAAAUCUCUUUAUAGAUCUGAACAGAUCUGAAUUGUCCAUGAUUUCCUUUUCGUAUAAUAAUUUUAGUAAGCAUACAUUUUAAUCCAUUUUCUGUGUUAUUCAUAUGGGUAAAGCCAUGAAUUAUUCUACUUAAAUUCGUGUAAUGUAAUUAUAAAAUUUUGUUGUAUAAUAAAUAUACAUAGAUAUCGAGAUAAAAUUUGUUUAUUGAAAAAGGCUCAAAGAUAACACAUUAAUUGCUUGGUCUGCACUUGGUAAGAAUACUUUGGUUACAGAUAUGCUACAAACAUUGAAACAUCUCAAACGUUUUUAACAAUUUUGUCGAUGAUUUCAGUGGCAAAUUUAAAUAAGUAUUUUGUGGCUCUAAAACAAUAGCUACUUUGUUUGUAUAGCAUAAAGAGUCAAAAGUGGAUAGUAUUGUCUUAUCAAAUCAUAAAACAUUAUACAUUUAAAUUGAGGAGUUAGAGGUUUAGUUUAGUUUUUCACAUCCACCGUCAAUUGAAUCUCAAGAAAACAGUUUUAACUGUUCAGUACAGAAUUAACAUUUAUGAAGUUAUUUAUGUAAAGUUAUUUGUAAUAAUAAGGCUGAAUACUGUUGGAUGAAAACCAAAUCAUGUGAUGUUAUAAAUAAAUUCAGAAUUAAUUUGUACGUACGAAUGAUAGUUUUGUUACCGCAGUUUGUAAUGUUGUAUAAUCAUAAGUAAUGUACAGUAAUUUAUGGCAACUAUUAUUUUCACUGAGCGGAACAAGAUAUUUUUAAUUAAUUUAUAUAUGAACAUUUCUUAAGAGGAUAAUGUUCAAUUUUUAUAUUUAUUUUGUGAUAUUAUGUUAAAUUAAUUAAUCGUGAUUAUGAAACAAAACAUUAAGAAUGUAAACAAUCUUUAUAUAUUUGUUGAUAAAUAUGUUUUUUUAUGAAUUUAACAUAGCUGUAAAAAUGUCCAAGAAUACAAUACCAGUUGUAAAUGAUCAUUAAAAAACGUAUUGUUGUAAUUUGCUAUACCAUACAGCUCAGUAAGUUUUAAAAUCCAAUCUUCUAGUUCUAGUAUUUAACCAAAUACGAAUUUUUUAAUAGGUUGGCAAAACAUUUGAUAAUGGAAUAGAGGUAUUUGUAGAGUUGUAAAUAGAAUUAUUUUGAAUGUAAAUAAUUGGAUCCAAAAUAGCAUUAAAUUUGGGUUUGACUGAUAAUAAUAACAUAUUUUUGAAUGAUCUAUGGAUACCAGGAUCCACUUAAGAUUUUUAACAUAAAUGAAUAUGAUUUAUAUUUACUGAGAAUAUAACUAGAAGAGGUGUACAGGGUGGAAAUUAAUUAAUCCUUGUUUUCAUCCCCCAUUUUACUGAUUUGUACUUUCAUUUUUAAUAUAGAGCAUAAAAAUUGCAAGACACAUGUUGCCUCUGCAAGUGGAAAGGUCAGAAAUCUUCAAUCUAACAUCACUUAAUUUGCAACUGUAAUUUAAUCUAUUAAAAGAAUAACAAAACCCUAUAAAUACUGAGUAAAAGUUUUUAUUUUUAGAUCUGUCCGUCAUCAUGUCAUCAGUUUUUUAAAUUAUUUUAUUUCUUUGUUAUUAAAUUUUUUAUAAAUACUUUUUGGGAAUUUAAAGUAAAUUUCUUAUUAAAUAAAUCAAAAUAUAUAACCUACAGAUGCCCGAAAAAGAACAGGCAUGAAGGGAAAAUCCUAAUCAGAUCCCACCAUUGCAAAACAAGUAUCAGCUGAUUUAUAAGGUUGUUUAUAAGGAGGCGAUUGUUAUAAUUUAGCUGAUGAUUAAAAUACUUUAUUGUUAUCUAAAAUAGAUUUUUAAUGUUGUGUCAAACAUUAAUGAGCCAAAAUAGUUUUUAUUUCAAAGUGUAUAUUGCAUAAUUAUUGAUUUUCAAUGUUUGUUACUACAAAAACACCAUAAGCUUGUCAAAAAUAAUUUUUUUCCAGUAACUGUCUGUUUCUUUUCUCAUAAGGGUGGGGGAGGAGGAAGGAACUUUUACAAUUUGCAUUCAUCAUGUUUUGAUCUAUUAAAUGUUUUUAAAAGCCAAAAUGCAACACCAUUUAUAAAACUGUCAUCUUCUCUAUAUAAACAUUUGAAAUUCUAAAUGAGUGUUCGGAGCUCCUUAUUUUGAUGUAAAUAAUAAACAUCCCUCAUCAAAACUAUUCAAAUUUGAAAUAAAUAUAUUCUGGAAAAUAUCACUGAAUUCUUAAAUUGGACAUUUAAAUAUUAUUAUAUUUUCUUAUUCCCAAACUGGUUGUUGCAUAUAUAAAACAAAAAAAUACACUACAUUGUUAGGUAUAUAGGUUUAUUAUAUAAGUAUUUUUAAUCAGUCAGUCCAGUUUUUAUAUUAUCACAAAACAAAAUAUGUUUUAAGUGGCUUUGGAUUUAGUUAUUUAUAAGUACAUAAUGGGUGUUACUAUUUCAGAAUUUUGAUUAACCUCCACCAUAUUUUUGAAAGGGUAGCUAAAACAUCUUUUGUUUUGUUUUCAUUGAUCUUGUUAAUUUUUAAUCACCCAUCAUAUUUUAUAAAAACAAUUCAAAUGUUUUUUGAACCGUGUACUGCAUUUAGUUUUUGUUUAUUAUUUCAUGUGUCCCAAGGAUAUGAUUGGUUAUUUGACAAUUUUAAGUUACACUCUACACAAUCCCUCCCUUUUCUUUUUUGAGAAAAAAGAUCAUGACAAUAUUAGAAACCAAACUUUUUCCAAGUUUUCUUAUAAAUAAUCACCCAUUAUAAGUCUAAACUUAGGAUUUUAUUGUCAGGUAUAAUUUGGGUUAUUGUAAUUCUACCCUGUAUAUGCUAGAGUUUAUAAAAUAAGAUACUUACAUAUUAUAACUGAGAUUUUAUUUCAAAAAUAUUUUCAAUUUCAAUUGUUAAGGCCAAAGGUUAAUAUAAUGCAGUUUAAGCAUUACGUUUUGGAGUUUCCAUAUCUUAAAUACUUUGUUACAAACAGUUGAAAGAUUCUUAAUUGAAUGUUUAACUGUAGAAUUGGCAGCAUUUCACUAAUUGUGUCACUAAUCAUGUGUUAUUUAUUAAUAAUUAAUUGUCUUUUAAAAUUUGAAGAAAAGUACAAUUUACAAGAGCAUCUAUUUUGUUACAGUAUUCAUGUACAGUUAUAUUUUACUAUACUUUGUUUAAUUCAUAGUAACACGGUUUUGUUGUUAAAAAAUUUUUAUAUAAGCACUUGCGAGAAAGUAAAUGUCAUGUGCAUAGCAUUCUUUUAUGGUGUAAAUGGUUAUAAAAUUACAAAAACUUACACAAUUGGAUGCAAAAAUGGAAUAGUUUUUAGUAACAUUUUAACCAUUGUAGAAUUGGCAGAGUUUAACCCUAGAUCUGUGCAUUGUUCAAUGUUAAAAAUUAUCAUCCGGUUUUCAGCACUUUACAAAUUUACUUUGAAAAUCUUACUUAUUAGGCCUACUAUAAAUGUACCUUAUUACAUAGUUUUUUAUAUAAGAAAAUUUAAAUGUUUUCAUAUUAUUUAAAAUAAUAGUAAGUAUUUAGUCAAAUAAACUUUAUUCAGUUUUAAUUAAUGUAUUUUUUAUUAUGUAUCAUAAAAUUCAAAACAAUCCAAAGUUUCUCUGUUAAUCAGCAAUAACAACAUGUCACUUAAUUAGUUUUUUGCAGAUGUGAAUUGUUUAUUCUUUAAAAAUUACUUUUUUGACUCAUAAAAGAUUAUUGUAUAUUGCAAUGUUUGAAAAUAAUCUCAAAAACAGUUUCACUUUAGUAUUAUUUUAGUAUGGUUGCUUAGAACCAAGUAAAAAUAAGAAAAUAGUUUUAUGCCACUCACAUUUGCAGACUUCUUUCAAAAUCGUCAAUAGUUAACAUUUUUCAUUAGUAGGCAUACUAAUAGAUUACUAAAUAACACUAAAACUCCAUUAUGACUCAAUAUUAUGAUAGAACUAUACAUUUGAUUUACGAAUCAUGAAAUACCAACAUAGACGCCAUACAGCUAUUGUUGAAUAUUAGGAACAGGACGUGGUACAUCCCUCAAAUUAAAGUUCAGCUCUGAUGUACAAUACAUGCAGGUGAAUAAAUCCUCAGAGUGUUAAUUGUCUCUUUUUAUUGAUUUUAAAAUAAACAUUCUUUCUAUUCAUGAAUUAAUCUUAUUUCACGGAAAAUCUCCAUUGACACAUGAUAAGUCGAUGCUGAAGAUCCAGGUUACGCAUCCAUUAACACACAGAUCUAGGGUUAACCAGCAAAAGUUAUAUGAUUGAAAUUUUGAAGCGUAAUAUGGGUUACAACGUAAUAGUGUUUCUGUUACAUGUCGUGUUUGUUGUGACAAGGUAGUUUUGUUUAAUAUUAUUUGGUAUUUGUAGUAAUAUAAAAAAGCCGGGUCAAAUAUAGGAAUCAACAAAGUUUAAUUUAUAACCGCAGUGGUAUCUUUGCCCUAUUAAUGUUUUCAUCUAAUUUCCAUAACAGUAAAUGUUUCUUUAUGGCUUUUUUGAAAUCAUAUUGAUUCUGAACUCUCAAGCAAACACUUUAUAAGACUUAAAUUUAUCUGUGUUGUAACUUCCUGAUCAUUGCUAUUGUUUGUAAUCACCCAUAAGCUGUAAACUGUGACUGUUUUAAUUAUUUGUAUUUAAAGAUGCACCAGUGUAAUUCUAAAUAUUAAAUCACCACAGAAAUAUGGAUCUUGUCAAUGUAUGAUUGUCAAAUUCCCCAUAAAAAUGUUUAUUGUUGCAUGAUAGCCAAAGAGAGUUUUAUAUAUAUAUAUAGUAACUGCCGUGUAUAUAUAUAAAAUGUAAAUAAAGAAAAUUACAAAGUA
Molecule: messenger RNA, 9385 nt
Organism: Homalodisca vitripennis (glassy-winged sharpshooter)
Lineage: Eukaryota; Metazoa; Arthropoda; Insecta; Hemiptera; Cicadellidae
Gene: CenG1A
Product: centaurin-gamma-1A
Exons: 16
Coding region: 487-3090 (867 amino acids)
Cellular component (GO): nucleus
Molecular function (GO): protein binding; GTPase activity; GTPase activator activity
Source: RefSeq, a predicted model, not a curated record